CAACAAUUAUGAGAUUUAUGUGAAUUGAAAAAUAAAUAUCCAUUCUUGGAGAAAAAUGAAUCUAUCGGCUCUAUCUGCGUCCGUAGAGCGGGCAACAAUGGCCGCCUCUAAUGUCACGAUGAAGUGCCCGCCGGCGGCAGCCGCCAUGAAGGCGACGUCGAACGGUUCGUUCCAAGGCGAGAAUCCUCUAGACUCUGCACUUCCUCUCCUCAUCGUACAGAUAUGUCUGGUCGUCGCGCUCACUCGAACCCUCGCCUACCUUCUCCGACCACUCCGCCAGCCCCGCGUCAUUGCCGAGAUUAUUGGAGGGAUUCUACUGGGUCCAUCUGCUUUGGGCCGCAACAAAACGUAUUUGAACGCUGUGUUCCCAGCAAAAAGCCUUACAGUUUUGGACACCCUGGCCAACCUGGGUCUCCUGUUCUUCCUUUUCCUGGUAGGCAUUGAGCUUGACCCCAAAUCUCUCCGUCGGACAGGACAGAAAGCACUUUCUAUUGCAGUUGCUGGAAUUAGUUUACCUUUUGCAUUAGGGAUUGGGACAUCUUUUAUACUUCGACAAACAAUAGCCAAAGGGGUCAGUCAAGGCCCUUUUCUGGUGUUCAUGGGGGUUUCCCUGUCUAUUACUGCUUUCCCGGUUUUGGCCCGGAUCUUGGCUGAGCUCAAGCUUUUGACAACGGAUGUUGGGCAAAUGGCCAUGUCUGCUGCUGCAGUGAAUGAUGUUGCUGCUUGGAUUUUGCUUGCUCUUGCUAUUGCCCUGUCCGGUCCGGGUCAUCAUUCUCCCUUUAUUUCAUUAUGGGUACUUCUUUGCGGAUGUUGUUUCGUGAUACUUUGCAUACUUAUUGCCCCUCCAAUAUUCAAACGGAUGUCAUCACGUUGUUCUGAGGGCGAGCCAGUGCACGAGACAUAUGUUUGUGCUAUAUUAGCAGCCGUAUUGGCUGCCGGAUUUGUCACUGAUACUAUUGGAAUUCAUGCACUCUUUGGUGCUUUUGUGAUUGGAGUUCUUGUUCCAAAAGAGGGCCCAUUGUCUGGUGCCCUAGUGGAAAAAGUUGAAGAUCUGGUUUCAGGGCUAUUGCUUCCAUUGUAUUUUGUGUCAAGUGGGUUGAAGACCAAUGUAGCUACCAUUCAAGGGGCUCAGUCAUGGGGGCUUCUUGUUUUGGUCAUUUUCACAGCAUGUUUUGGAAAGAUUGUUGGGACUGUUCUGGUUUCAACCUUGUGCAAGAUGCCUUUCCAGGAGGCGGUUACCCUCGGUUUCUUGAUGAACACCAAAGGUCUAGUUGAGCUCAUCGUCCUUAACAUUGGAAAAGAUAGAGGGGUAUUGAAUGAUCAAACCUUUGCUAUUAUGGUUUUGAUGGCCUUGUUCACUACCUUCAUCACAACACCUAUAGUUGUAUUAGUAUACAGACCGGCUAAACUAGCUGUGACGAAGUACAAGCAAAGAACAUUGCAAAGGAAUGAUCCAAUCAAACAACUUCGAAUCUUGACAUGUUUCCAUAGCCUCGGAAACAUUUCUUCAUUAAUAAAUUUAAUCGAGGCUUCCCGUGGGACCGAGAAGAGUGGAGGGUUCCGUGUCUAUGCAAUGCACCUCAUGGAGCUUUCUGAGAGGUCGUCUGCAAUUCGGAUGUGCCACAAGGCUAGCAAGAAUGGACUUCCAUUUUGGAACAAAGGGGAGUCUACGGAUUCCAAAGAAGUUGUGGUUGCAUUUGAGACAUUUGAACAUCUUAGCAAGGUUACUAUACAACCAUGCACGGCAAUCUCUGCAAUGUCUAGCAUGCAUGAAGAUAUCAUUGCAGGCGCAGAGCGAAAGCGGGUUGCUAUGAUCAUCCUCCCAUUCCACAAGCACGAAGGCCAUCACCCCGAAGGUAAACGCAAUGAGCUCAGGCAUGUGAACCGAAAGGUUCUUGAGGGGGCCCCAUGUUCAGUUGGUGUCCUUGUGGACAAGGGCACUCUUGGUGGAACAUCUCAUGUAUCCGCUAGCAAUGUUGAUUACACAAUUACUGCAUUGUACUUUGGGGGCCACGAUGACCGCGAGGCUCUGGCUUAUGGGGCCCGCAUGGCCGAGCACCCUGGGAUUUGUUUACUCGUGGUUCGUUUCAUACUGAACCCUGAGGCCAAUGGGGCUAGUGUCAGAAUAGAUGUAUCUCCUCCUGAAACAGUCAAGUCCAAUGAUGAUGACGAAAAGUUCCUAGCUAAUUUCAACCAGAGAAACACAGGGAACAGGUCGGUGAAAUACGAGGAGAAGAUGGUGAAUAAUGGCGCAGAAGCGAUUGAAGUGAUUCGGGGAUACAACCAUUGCAAUUUGUUUUUAGUGGGACGAAUGCCUGAGGGACCGUUAGUCGCGUCCAUGAUAAAAAAGAGGGAAUGCCCAGAAAUGGGACCCUUGGGAAACUUGUUAAUUUCGAAGGAGUUUUCAACAGGAGGAGGAGGAGGGGCAUCUGUUUUGGUGGUUCAGCAGUUCCGGAAAGAGCUCUCGCGAGAUUCUAUGAAUUCUCUCAAGGAAGGUGACUCCACAGAAGGUGAUUACGAUUCAUCCUAAAGGUGUAACAACAGCAUUUCACAACUCAUGUGUUUUCACUGACCAUAUACCGGUAUACAUACUCUCAAGGUUUGUCUUUCAUUUCUUUCAUGUGAAUAAUACAAACUGAAUACACACUCUAAAUCACCUGGAAAAUCUCCGUAUCAUUUCUUUUUUGAGCGCUAAUAACUUUAUUACAAGUGU
Molecule: messenger RNA, 2713 nt
Organism: Cuscuta campestris
Lineage: Eukaryota; Viridiplantae; Streptophyta; Magnoliopsida; Solanales; Convolvulaceae
Source: the annotation of a GenBank genome assembly